This is a messenger RNA of Jatropha curcas, 2416 nucleotides long. RefSeq names its product T-box protein. NCBI's taxonomy places the organism in Eukaryota, Viridiplantae, Streptophyta, Magnoliopsida, Malpighiales, Euphorbiaceae. The record is from RefSeq and is a predicted model, not a curated record.
UUGUAGCAGGAGCAAAAAAUUUUACCUAUUUGAGCGAAGAUAUUAGUCUUGUAUAACUUUACUGAUGAACUUACGGUCUGAUCAUAAGCCAGUCCAUGUUUUGGUUUUUCAGUUUAGUUUUGUUCCUCGUGGCCUUCACAAAAAUGCAUGCCUAUUGAUGAUGGGUUUUUCUGGCGUUCCAAAUUAAGAGGAUAUCAGUAAGUGCCAUAGUUGCUGCAGAAACCACUUAAAUCUAAACCCUGACUCGAAUUGAGCUCUUAAGCUCAAAUGUAAUCAAAGUUGAGCUCCAGUCAGAACAAGUUAAUUAUCGAAGAAAUGUAAUCAUAAACGAGAAAAUUAAGGAAAAAAAUUUAGUCGUGACUUGUAAACCGAGAAUCAAACGUUACGUGAGAUUUGACCCGUUGAAGGGGAGCAGCAACAGUCCUUGCAGGGCCUAUGUGUACUAAUGAGCUUUAUUAAGGAGACGGAGGAAGAAUGAGAUGGGUAGGGGGGGAAAAAACAGUAGCAGAUGCUAAAUUUUUACAUUUCAUGAAAAUUUGUAAUAGAUAAUUUAUUUUUCCAAAUGGCCUAUGUGUAGUCGUAAGAUUGGUAGAGGAACUGGAACACUGUGCUUGUAUAUAAAAACUGGAGGGAAAAUUUAUAGCUUUCUACCCUCCAAACUCUGAAGUCGAGAGGGAGGGAGAGGACGGAAAUGGGCAAUACCUCUCUUCCUCUCAGGUUCGCGGUUUUUCUCUCCUUCUCACUCACUGCCUCGUCGUCCUCUCAGUUCUUCUCAAAACCACAAUCACAGUCAACGUCUUCUUCUUCUUCUCCCCCAAAUCCAAUCCCCAAAGCCACACCCUCCGAUUUACUCUCCGUCCUGGGCCCUACCACCCAAUCCUCUAAAAUCAACCCUCUUGUCUCCCGCCAACUCAGAUCCUGCUUCAAAUUCCUCGUUCCUUUCACUCCUCUACACCCCAAACCUCACUCUCUACGCCCCUAUGUUCAAAGGAGACUCACAUCAGAACGCAUAAUCCAGUUUAGAAGCCGGAGAGAAGAAAAUGAACUCAUUUGGUGGCCGCCUGAGCCGGUUCUCGAGCUUGCUCGCCUUGCCUUUGAUUCCGGUGGCGAUGUUGACGCAAUUCAUCGAGCCCUAGAUCCUACAGUCUUGCCGGUACCUGAUGUUGAAGGAUGUAAAAGAGUUAAAUGUGAGCUUACUAGAACACCAUAUGGUAGACGCUUCAUAAGUGAGGAAUUAAAUUUGUAUCUCAAAUUUCUAUUUGAAAUGAUUGCUGCUCGGGGCCCCUCGAUUGGGCUGAAUGUUUCACUAAAUCGUUAUGAUUUCUUUCACGGUCACCUAUUCAUUGCUGCUGACACAGGACGACUUGGUAUAUUAUUUCAUGCUAAAGAAUACCCGGCAUACGAUAAACAUACAUUUCCAUUCAAUAUGGGAUAUUGUCAAAUAGAUUCUAGUGUAACUUAUGAUGAUUCAAUGAAUUUGCGCAACAUUCUCUGGCUGGCUCCAUUUCCAAGCAAUUCAUCUAGAGCUUGGAAGUCACCAGGAGUCCUAGUUGUGCUGGAUGCCCAUCCAGGAGGAAUCAUAUACAGAGAUCUAAUACCUGAAUAUGUAAGGUUUGUGAGGACCAUAUAUGAAGAUGAUCUUGGAGAUGUUGCGGUUGAUGUCAAUUACUUGAAUGUUGGAGAGUCAGUACCAAAUUACCAGAUCUUCAUGUGCUGAAUCCUUCUUAAGGUGCUUCAGUUUGAGCUAUGUAAUAGAUGAUUGGAGGGUGACUCUCCUUCCAAUAUAACUCACCACUCUAUCUUAAAGCUUGUUGAAGUUGAGAUCCUAACUUGAAAUCAAAUUUUUUUAUCAUUGGGAGGUUUUCUUGGAGACAUUGUUUUUCUUUUCCAAAAGUUGCAUUACUUGUUGCAUCCCUGAAUCAUCAUUCCAAGUGUAUGACUGCUGUAUAGGUUUUCUAUUCCAAUGGUACAUCAUCUAGUGAGGCUUACGCUGGAGAGAUGAUUGACUGAAGACCAUAAGAAAAAUCAGGAUCUACAUUGAAGAAAUGCACAUAAUAAGAUAUAUUACGUUGCAUCUGUGAUCUCUCUGCUGGUGGAUUAUUGUUUGUGUUGAAGAACUUGGCCUGUUUCUUUUGCCAACGUUAGGAUGAAAAGAUGCAUUUGAUUUAAUGUUAACACUUUGAUUCUUCUAUCCAAGUUUUUGAAAGCGAUCUAAAAGCAUAUCUAAGUGAAGGUGCCAAGCUGGUGGUCCAAUAUCGAGUAAACAAAAACAAACUGUUCAUAUAUCCCUCUACAGCCAGCAUCAAAUCAAAUGACAUUCACUGUAUCGAAAAUGAUAUGUCAUUGUAACUAGGAUUUUGAUAUUAUUUUAAAUUCUGUACUAAUAAAAUGCCUUCAAAAUUUAAUGUUCCUUCAA